Wallemia ichthyophaga EXF-994 is the source of this 2220-nucleotide messenger RNA. Its product is annotated as GTPase-activating protein. The transcript is spliced from 2 exons. NCBI's taxonomy places the organism in Eukaryota, Fungi, Basidiomycota, Wallemiomycetes, Wallemiales, Wallemiaceae. Gene Ontology annotation, biological process: regulation of actin cytoskeleton organization; regulation of GTPase activity. Gene Ontology annotation, molecular function: GTPase activator activity; protein binding. Gene Ontology annotation, cellular component: cell cortex. The record is from RefSeq and is a predicted model, not a curated record. Bases 1 to 2220 code for a protein of 739 amino acids.
AUGGCCGCUGAGCAGGACGUCGACGCCGACGAUGACCUCGCACGGGCUCAAAAGAAAUUACGAGAUUUAAAGUCUAAAAUAUCCAGCCAAUCAAAGAAGAAUUUCGUUCUAGAGAGGGAUGUUAGGUAUUUAGACGGUAGAAUUGCCCUCCUUAUCCAAAACAGAAUGGCUGCAGAUGAGAAGGAAGAGGUCGCUGCAACUUUAGAGGAAAACGACGACAACGCUGGUUGGCUUGAUGAUAAGAAAGUACAGCAAUACGCUAACCUCUUCUUCCUCCUCCAAUCUGAACCUCGUCAUAUCGCUGUGCUCUGUAGACUCGUCAGCCUCGCUGAAAUCGACACACUCUUACAAACUGUCAUGUUCACCCUCUACGGUAAUCAAUAUGAGUCUCGUGAAGAGCACCUCCUCUUAACCAUGUUCCAAUCCGUUUUAUCCGCUCAGUUUGAGACUGCUACCGAGUUCGGAAGCUUACUCAGGGCUAACACCCCUGUCUCAAGAAUGAUGACCACCUACACACGCAGAGGUCCUGGCCAAUCCUACCUCAAGAGCGUCCUCGCUGAUCGCAUCAACUCCCUCAUCGAACACAAGGACUUGAACCUCGAAACAAACCCCUUGAAAGUCUAUGAACAAAUGCUCAACUCCAUUGAAGAGGAAAAGGGCAUCUUACCUCCUGGUUUGUCUCGUGGCGUCUCCACCGAAGUCGCCUCCGAUAACCCCGACGUACAAGCCAUCAUUAGACCUAGAAUCACUAUGCUCAUCGAAAUUGCAAACUCCUUCUUAUACACUAUCAUCGACUCCAUCGACAGCGUUCCUUAUGGUAUCCGUUGGAUCUGCAAACAAAUUCGUUCUCUCACUAGAAGAAAAUACCCACAAGCUACCGAUUACGCUAUUUGCUCUCUGAUUGGUGGUUUCUUCUUUCUGCGCUUUAUUAACCCAGCUAUUGUCACCCCACAGGCUUACAUGCUCGUUGACGGCAUCCCUGCUAAACACCCUCGUCGCACUCUCACCCUGAUCGCAAAGAUGCUUCAGAAUCUCGCAAAUAAACCUUCUUACGCUAAAGAGGCGUAUAUGAUGCAGCUAAAUCCUUUCGUUGAGAACAACAAGGCGAGGAUUAAUCAAUUCCUCAAUAAUCUCUGCGAGGUUGGUGAUUUCUACGAUCAGCUCGAGAUGGACCAAUACAUGGCUCUCAGUAAGAAAGAGUUGCAGAUAAAUAUAACGUUGAAUGAAUUAUACAAUACCCAUUCCCUGCUUGUCCAACAUAUGGAUAUACUUGCACCACAAAGCAAACAACAUCUUAGAAUACUGCUAGACGAAUUAGGGCCAUCGCCUGGACCAGUGCCCCGCAAAGACAACCGCACGAUCAAUCUGCCCAUGUUCUCGAGAUGGGAGACGCCAAUCCAAGAUCUCACCACGGCUCUGAUGGCCGAGAGCAACGUAACGCAGAACGACAUUCUCUAUAUGGAGGCCAAAUCCAUUUUUGUCCAGCUGAUCCGUUCGAUGCCGGGUGCCGACAGACUACCAGUCGAUUUGCCCGCGAUAGCCGAGCGCGCUGCUACAACUAAAGACCCCGUCUUGGUGAAGAAAGGGAUCAAAGUGAAAGAAAUGUUGCGCGAACUCGAGGAGAUCGGCAUCAUUGACCGCGCUGAUGAAUACAACCUCAUGCAGGAAGAGGUACAGGCUGAGCUCGCACAUCUCGGAAACAUACGCGAAAAAGUUCUCAUUGAGUCUAAAUCCUUAGAUAGCGUAUACAAGACCAUUUGCGACCAUAAUAAUUAUCUCCGCUCACAACUCGAAAGCUACAAAGCAUACCUGGCGAAUGUGCGCAUUAACUCGUCGAAAGAUGCUAAAUCUUCAACGGGUGGUGUCGGCGUCGUUACCGUUGGUGGUAAGGAGAAGAAAACUGCCAAGUCUCAAAUCCUCGGCCCGUACCGCUUCACUCACUACCAACUAGAGAAAGAGGAUAUUAUCAAACAAAGCAAUGUACCUGAAAAUAGAAGAUCAAACAUCUACUUUAACUUUACAUCACCAACCCCAGGCACUUUUAUCAUCGCUCUUCAUUACAAAGGCAGGGAGAAGGCCAUACUCGAAAUGGAUCUCAAAAUCGAUGAUCUCCUUGAAAAGCAGAAAGAUGGAAUCAACCUGCUUGAUUUGGAAUAUGUUCAGCUGGAUGUAGAUAGGGUGUUGUUGCUACUUCAAAAGUCAUUCUCUAAGAGACGUUAA